This is a messenger RNA of Rotaria sordida, 612 nucleotides long. Lineage: Eukaryota; Metazoa; Rotifera; Eurotatoria; Philodinida; Philodinidae. The record is from the annotation of a GenBank genome assembly.
AUGAAUCGUGAGAACAUGAAUAUUAUUAAUGAUAAUAAAUCAAGUAGCAUUGAACAGAGGUCACCAUGUUUACAAGAUGAUUCAAAUCAAAUAUUUGAUAUCACUAAAGAAUUUCAAGAAGAUCGUAAUGAUAAUCAAAAUAAUAAAAUUGAAAAGAAAUCUUUAAAAGUUCUUAAUCAUAAUAGAUUGAACAAAGAUUCAUUUCUUUACAAUGCAUCUUCUGAAUCAUCAUCAAUUGAACCUAACAUGUCUUCAUUAUUACAUUAUCGAACUAAUGAAUUACCUCAAUCUGUCAUUGAUCAUAAUACAACAUCAAUUCAAUUAUUAACAAAGGAUGAUCAACGUGUGAAACAAGAGAAUAUGAUGGACAGGUUUAAAACAGACGUUAUCGAUGAAACUUUAGUACAUAAUAAUGUACUUGUUUUAAUUAAUAUUCAUCCAGAUAUGCGAACAAAUUUUCAUCAACGACGAAAACGUUCUUUUGUAGUUCCUGCACUUAUUCUCAUACCAUUAGCUAUUAUCCUUGCAAUUAUCGUAUAUAUUAUCAUUAUCAUAGUAAAAACGGUACCACGAAUGAAUUCAAUAUCAUUUUAUAAGCAUCCACGUUUAUAA